Messenger RNA from Euleptes europaea (tarantolino), 591 nucleotides. It is a transcript of the gene PRG4, whose product is annotated as proteoglycan 4. Gene Ontology annotation, biological process: immune response. The record is from RefSeq and is a predicted model, not a curated record. Gene Ontology annotation, molecular function: scavenger receptor activity; polysaccharide binding. The annotation marks the transcript as partial. Lineage: Eukaryota; Metazoa; Chordata; Lepidosauria; Squamata; Sphaerodactylidae. The transcript has 4 exons.
AUGUCAAGCUGUGCAGGGAGAUGUGGGGCAGGGUAUUCUAGGAAGCAUAACUGCCAAUGUGAUAAUAACUGCUACCUCUACAUGGAGUGCUGCCCAGAUUACAAGAGACUCUGCAUUGCAGAACUCACCUGUAAAGGUCGUUGCUCUGAGAGCUUUGUAAGAGGAAGACCAUGUGACUGUGAUCCAGACUGUCCAUUAUAUGGCAAGUGCUGCCCAGACUUUGAACAGACUUGUAUAGGAGGCCAAACUACCAUAUACCAAACUAAGGCAACCACUACCACAACCGCACCAACAACCCCGCCUUCCACUACCACCACCGCCAUGACUAAACCAUCUACAGCCAUGAAACCAAAAGCGGCUCCUCCAGCUACUAAGUCGACAACCAAACGUUCACCGAAACCACUCAAACCCAAACCCAAACCAAAGCCGAAACCCAAACCAAAGCCAUUAAAGAAGAAAAAGAAGCAAAAGAAAAUAUCUCAUGAAAUUAUGGAAGAACAUUCUGAGCAAUCUUCGUCCUCCUCCUCAACUUCCUCAAAAAUUCGGAGAACCAUGGCUUCAACAAGCAAUACUGAUGAAAAGGACAAGAAA